Malassezia sympodialis ATCC 42132 is the source of this 2106-nucleotide messenger RNA. Its product is annotated as PPN1 endopolyphosphatase family protein. Gene Ontology annotation, molecular function: phosphoric diester hydrolase activity. The record is from RefSeq and is a predicted model, not a curated record. Lineage: Eukaryota; Fungi; Basidiomycota; Malasseziomycetes; Malasseziales; Malasseziaceae.
AUGUACUAUAUGCCCAAGAACAUGGAGCAGGAGCCGCGUCCUGUGAUCACGCGCGAGGGUGGCGGGAAGUUCCCUGACUCGCUGAACAACCCGUACCAGCUGCCGACGGCGCCGCCCGCGAAUGAGGUGCUCAUGCCUGCGCCCACGGAGCAGCGCGACGAUCUCGACGAACUGAUCCACAAGGCGUGGGAGCUGUUUGGCCAGCUGUUCAGCAAGGACAAGGCCUCAGACGCGCCGCUGUGCAACGUGUGCCGCACUGCGCUGCACACUCUCCAGCUGAUUGGCCGUGCUGACCCCGAUCUGCUGCCUGACCUCAUGGGCUCGAUCUGUGAGGCGCUCGACAUCUUUGGCGCGCUUGGCUGGAAGCAGGAGUGCAAGCGCACGCUCUCCAAGGGCGUGUAUGGCGGUCCGAUCACGCAGGUGCUCACGUACGCCAACUUCACGGGCGAUGCACCGGAUGCACAGACGAUCUGUGCGCAGAUCCCCAAGCUGAACAUUUGCAACCGCCCGACAGAGACACUGUCGGACGACUUCCUGAACGACUGGUUCCGUGGCCAGCGCAAGCCGCCGCAACACGCGCUCGACCACUGGAAGCAGCUGCGUGCGCGUGCGUACGGCGAGGGCUACGACGCGUCGAAGAACCUGCGCGUGUCUCACAUUACCGAUCUGCACCUCGACGGCCGCUACUUCGUGGGCGGUGAGAGCGAGUGCGACUGGGGCGCGACUGUGCAGUGCUGCCGCAUCAACAGCUACAACAGCACCAAGUACCACGGCCAGUUUGUGCACGGCCAGCUCUCGCCGGACCAGAUUUCUGCGCAGGCCAACUACUGGGGCGCCACGCGCUGCGACACGCCGUGGUCGCUUAUGGCCAACUCGAUGGACGCCCUGCGUGCCGUCGGCGGCGAUCAUGGCUACGACCUGACGAUCUUCACGGGUGACCUCGUGGCGCACGAUGACCUGUACCGCUACUCGCGCGACUUUGUCAAGUACUCGGAGCAGGCGCUGUACGACAUGAUCAAGUCGGUCGUGAAGAACAAGCCGUUUGUGCCGACGCUCGGCAACCACGACACGAGCCCCGAGAACUUCAUGGCGCCCGCCGCGCCGCUGCCCGACGGCACCGCGUACAAAUGGGACUGGGACAUGGACUACGUCUCGACGCUGUGGAAGAACCGCGAGUGGAUCGGCGAGCAGAACGUCGACGACAUCAAGAAGCACCAUGGUGCGUUCUCGGUCAAGCCGCUCAAGAACCUGCGUGUCAUCUCGCUCAACACCGACUUUUGGUACUACGUCAACGUGUACAACUACGUCCACUCGUUCAACCCUGACAACAGCGGCAUGCUGCGCUUCCUCACCGACGAGCUGCUCGAGGCCGAGAAGAACCACGAGCGUGUGUGGAUCAUUGGCCACGUGCUGUCUGGCUGGGACGGUGCCGAGGCGCUGGCGCGCCCCAGCAACCUGUUCUACCAGAUUGUCAGCCGCUUUGCGCCGCACACGGUUGCGGCCAUCUUCUUCGGCCACACGCACGAGGACCAGUUCGAGGUGUUCUACUUCAACGACAACGGCGAGUCCAAGUCCGCGUCGCAGCUCACCGAGCACGCCGUGUCGAUGGCAUACGUUGCGCCGUCGAUCACGCCGUACACGAACCUGAACCCCGAGUUCCGUGUGUACCACGUGCACCCCGAGACGUACGAGAUCAUGGAGUUUGACCAGUACUACACCCCGAUCCCCGAGUUCGAGGCGCUGGUCAAGCAAAAGAAGAACCACGGCCCCGUCUGGCGCAAGCUCUACACGGCGCGCGAGCUGUACGGCGACUUCCACGCGAGUGUGGGUGCACACACGUACCGCGCGGGUGUCGCGCUGCACAACAACCGCUGGCCGAAGAAUGCGCCGCUGAACGGCACCUUCUGGGCCGCGCUCACGGACGAGAUGGAGCAGCGCCCUGAGCUGGUCAAGACGUUCUCCGAGGUGCAGUCCGGCAACAGCCCUGCGUCCAAGACCUGUACGUCGGACGACUGCGUGAAGAACAACAUUUGCUACAUGCGUGCCGGCUCUGCCUCGCUUGGCCACAAGUGCUCGAGCUCGUACUCGACUGUCGGCCGCGGCUAA